This is a messenger RNA of Mya arenaria, 1707 nucleotides long. RefSeq lists its product as uncharacterized. The record is from RefSeq and is a predicted model, not a curated record. Bases 275 to 769 code for a protein of 164 amino acids. The transcript is spliced from 6 exons. Lineage: Eukaryota; Metazoa; Mollusca; Bivalvia; Myida; Myidae.
AAAAACCAGUUUAAACUGGAUCCCGCUUCUCUUCAUAAGGCGAAUCUUGUGAUGACAGUUUAUAGUUUUCCAUUAUAGGGUAGGGAAGAUAUACGCACUAGAGUGUCACCGCUAGUGGUCAAGUGGUCAUUCGUUUGUGUGUGUAUUGACCAGUGGGCAGUACUUGACGAACUGUGGACUGAGAUAGACCGACACUAAAGCAGAAAUACUUAGGACAGAAAGGGAAGGAAGAAAAUUUUGCGGCUAGACAGUGCAGAUUACAAAACCAGAAGCCAUGUCGACAAGCGUGUUCCUUGUUGCGUUGUGUUUGAUGGUUACCAUGGUGGUGGCCCAGACAUCCCCAUCAAAAAAGCAGUGUUUGUCUAAAGGCACUUCCACAUGGACAGCAUGUACCGACAACAAGAUGAAUCAGACAUUUACAUCCACCUUUACGGGGUGUUCUACUGAUCCUCUCGUUCAGGUGCUUAACUGUACUUACUCCAAAACAAAAGCAUCCAAAAAGAGGGACUGUGCGAAAACGAUCAUGGAUGAUCUGACAACCUGCGCAACUGGUGCAAUUUUUAACCGCACUUACAGCGAGGCUGGCACCCAAUGUAAAGUCAGAAAACAAACUGCCAAAAAAUCUACUGAAAUGGAUUGUAACAAGUUCUACAAAGUGAAGGGAGAGAAAGUGAAGGGAGAGAAGAAAGCUGGAAAGAAGGCGAGCAAAAAGGCCAAAAGAAUCAAUCGCAAGAGCAAGAGAAUCGGUAAGGAUGAAAACAUGAAUUAACUUGCUUGGAAUGAUUUAGUUUGCCUGCAAAGCAUCCCUAGGACACAGACUGUACAGUAGAAGAUGCAAGCACCUGUGUGAUACUGAUGACUUUUUUCUUCUUCCAAUGCUUUGUGAAAACCUGUUGAUCAUUCGUUGUUAAGGCCAAAAAAAGAAUGUUUGUUUCUGAUUUCACAGCCAUGUCAGGAUUUUUUUAGUUUACUUUUAUUUGAAGGUUAAGUAGUGUCUUGAUAAAAUUGCCAAACUUUGUUUGAUGGCAAUAAGAAAUUUUCGAGUUGGGUCAGGAAACUGGAAACAAACAUUACUUUUUUUUGUCAUGCCUAAUAUAAUUAUUUUCUGUAUUUUGUAAAGAUUGUACUUUAUAGGGACUUCAUAGUCUUGCACAUUAUUGUACCAUAAAAAAGAGACAUACAUUUUAGUUACAUUGUAAACUGAAAAAAAUAUCAACAACUUAAAAACAGGUUUGCUUUGCUCGCAGUUAGUUACCUUGUGUUUAACAGUUUUAGAAAUUUUGUUUUCUUCAAUGGUCUAACUAAAUUAUUGUCAACUUUAACUUCAAUUAUUUGUUAAGUUCUAUCCUUUGAUAUUGUUCAAUUAACAGCAUGUGCUAUUUGAAAUACUAACUCAGUAACUAUAACAAUUCAGAAAUAUCGAUAAAUUUAUAUACCGGUAAUGUAAAUCGAUAAAAAAAAAUAUAUCUUUUUUUUAUAUAAAUUUAGUUUUAAUUUAUUUUUAACUUCCUUUAUCAUACCUUUUUCAUGGUUUCAAUUUUUUAAGAAUAAAAUUUGCAUUUUUCAUAUUAUUUUCAUUGAGAUUUGUUCAGAUAAAAUGUUUAUAUAUGUUGAUGUUGUUAAUGUAAUAGUGUUUUAAUAGAUUUGUUGCAUUUUGUCAAAUAUUAAGUGUCUAGUACUCUUUUCUAAUAAACUCAAUAAAGUCUU